Molecule: messenger RNA, 2599 nt
Organism: Mugil cephalus (flathead mullet)
Lineage: Eukaryota; Metazoa; Chordata; Actinopteri; Mugiliformes; Mugilidae
Gene: nhlrc2
Product: NHL repeat containing 2
Exons: 12
Coding region: 23-2188 (721 amino acids)
Molecular function (GO): protein binding
Source: RefSeq, a predicted model, not a curated record
AGCACUAGUUGUUGAGAGAAACAUGGCGUCUCAUAGCAGCCUUUCUACGCUGUCUCCUAUCCAAAGUCAGCUGGACUGCGCCCUGGAUGACGCCUCAACGCAGCAAGAAAAAGAGCAACUGGUCUCUGAAUAUUUGAAAAAGCUAGACGAGAGAGGGGACCUGAAGAUACCAGAUUUCCAGCCAGGCUUAGCGUGGCUGAACACGGAGGCGCCUCUGUCUUUGCACAAGGAGCUGGCUGGCAAAGUGGUGCUGCUGGACUUCUUCACCUACUGCUGCAUCAACUGCAUGCACAUCCUGCCCGACCUGCACCGGCUCGAGGAGGAGCGCUCCGUCCAAGACGGAUUGGUCAUCGUUGGCGUGCACUCUGCCAAAUUCCCCAAUGAAAAGGUCCUGGACAACAUUCGCAGCGCUGUCCUCCGCUACGACAUCUGUCACCCGGUGGUAAACGACAGCGAGGCCAGUCUCUGGCACGAGCUGGAGGUGUCCUGCUGGCCCACGCUGGUCCUGCUCGGGCCCCGCGGCAACCUGCUCUUCUCCCUGGUUGGCGAAGGCCACCGCGACCGGCUGACGCUUUUCACCGACGGCGCGUUGCGUUAUUACGGAGAACGGGGCCUGCUGAAGACGCACACGGUGGGAAUCAAGCUCUACAGAGACUCCUUGCCUCCCAGCGUCCUUUCCUUUCCCGGGAAGGUGGCGGUAGACGACGCCAACAAAAGACUGGCCGUAGCCGACACCGGGCAUCACAGAGUUCUGGUGGCGUCUACCACUGGACACCUGCUACACGUCAUAGGAGGGCCUGGCAGUGGGAGACAAGAUGGCCUCUUGUCUGAAGCCUCCUUUAACUCCCCUCAGGGCGUCGCCAUUAAAGGAGACACUGUAUAUGUGGCCGACACGGAAAACCACCUGAUUCGAAAGGUGGACCUGUUGGAGGGAAGAGUCACCACCAUAGCUGGAGUAGGCACUCAGGGCACAGACAAAGAGGGCGGAGCCAUGGGACCUCAGCAGCCAAUCAGCUCUCCUUGGGAUGUGACGCUUGGCACUGCCGGCGGUGUUGAAGACAACGUACUGUGGAUAGCCAUGGCAGGGACUCACCAGAUCUGGGCUUUGUUCCUGGCAGAUGGAAAACUGCCCAAAGGAAGUGAGUCCAAGGCGGGAACCUGCGUGCGAUGGGCCGGCAGCGGCAACGAGGAGAACCGCAACAACUCGUACCCGCACAAGGCCAGCUUCGCUCAGCCGUCGGGCCUGGCUCUGGCCCCCGAGGAGCCCUGGAGCUGCAUGUACGUGGCCGACAGCGAGAGCAGCUCCAUCCGCACGCUGGCGCUGAAGGACGGAGCCGUCAAGCUGCUGGUUGGAGGGGAGAGAGACCCACUGAACCUCUUUGCUUUCGGGGAUGCAGACGGGAAAGGGGUGGAUGCCAAGCUGCAGCAUCCUCUCGGUGUCGCCUGGGCUCCCGAACAAAGGCUGCUCUAUGUGGCCGACUCGUACAACCACAAGAUCAAGGUGGUAGAUCCAAAGACAAAGCAGUGCAGCACGUUAGCAGGGACAGGAGAGGCCGGAGAUUCCCUGGGCCCCGAAUUCAUCAAGUCCUGCUUCAACGAACCGGGAGGAAUCUGCGUUGGCGAUGGCGGGAAACUUCUUUACGUCGCUGAUACCAACAACCACCAAGUCAAAGUGCUGGACCUGACCUCCAAGACUGUCUCACUGUUCCCCAUCUCCACCACCGACUGCACGGACACGGUCCCUGCUAAGCCUCCAGGUCCCACCAAAGCCCCCACGCUGCCUAAAUCAGCCGCCAGGAAAGAGAUGCCGCCGGUGGCGGUGUCUGCAGGCCAGACCGUCGUCCUGUCGCUCACGGUGUCUCUGCCAGAAGGAGCCAAACUCACCAAGGAGGCACCGAGCUGCUGGGCGCUCUCAGCGGAAGGUAACGAGUGGCUGCUCAACAGCCCCGUGAUCACCGGAGAAAUCGUGGAUCUGUCGCAGCCUCUUCGCGUCUCGGCCGAGAUUCCAGCCGCUACGAAGCCGUCGGACGUCGCCCCGAGCGUCACUCUGGCCGUGUGGGUUUACUACUGCAUGGAAGCAGGUAACGCCUGCAUGAUGAAAGCGGCCGCCUUUUCCCAGCCUCUCCAGAUUAGCGCCGGCCCCGGAGACGCAGAGGAGGUGACCGUGGCGUUGGCUCACGCCUUCUAAAAAAACUCUCCACCAAAACCAAACCAGAUUUCAUUUCAAACCGCAAGACGUUCUGGUCUGAGUGACAGUUAUUGAUGGGAGUGAAAAUCGUUGCUUCCCCCCCGGUGUCUUAUAAAAGUUGCACAACAGCAGCCUAAUAACCCAUGACCACAGAUUUAUUCUCAUCAGGACGGACUCUACCGACUGUAACCAGAAAUAAGUCACGGUGAAGCGCUUUAUAGAUGGAAAAGUUCCACUCCACGUUUUAUAUUAAGAACGCUCACACGACUGAAUCCAAGCAGAAAAUCAAAAGAUUCUGUGGAUACGAUGAGAGAUUUAAUAUCUAAUAUUAUUAUCUAAUAAUUGGCAGGUGGUGGUUAGAGUGUGAGCGAUGGACAGAUGAUGAAUUGAAUUUAAUUAUGUGGCGGAAAA